Arabidopsis thaliana (thale cress) is the source of this 2625-nucleotide messenger RNA. It is a transcript of the gene CIA2, whose product is annotated as chloroplast import apparatus 2. The transcript has 2 exons. NCBI's taxonomy places the organism in Eukaryota, Viridiplantae, Streptophyta, Magnoliopsida, Brassicales, Brassicaceae. Bases 620 to 1894 code for a protein of 424 amino acids. Gene Ontology annotation, cellular component: chloroplast; nucleus. Gene Ontology annotation, biological process: regulation of DNA-templated transcription. The record is from RefSeq and is marked reviewed.
UUCACCAUUCGCUCACUCUCUCUCUCUCUCUCUCGUCUUCUUCUUCCCACCACUCUCUCUGUUUCUCCACAACUUCUCUUCUCAAAGUUAAAAUUACCCCUAAACCAAAAAAAAAAAAAACGCUCUUCACUAUUUAUUUACUAAACUCUCCUUUGUUUGUUACUAAGCUCUCACUAAAACCCUAAUCUUUCUCCUCUUAUAUAUCUCGUGACUCUUCUUUCUCCUCCAAUCUCUCUCUCCCUCUUCACAAACCAAUUAGCUUCUUUCUGUAAAACCUCACUCGUUGGCCAAUUCUUUUGGUUUUCAUACACAUAAAUCUCAGAUUCCAAAUGGGUUUUCUUAGCUCUUUCUUUCAAAUGAUGAACAUUUGUUAGCAGAAUCUUCCUCUUUCCCUAAAGUUUUGAUCUUUUUUUCCCCCUUCAAUUUUGUAUUUUCUCACCAAAUAAAAAAAGGUUUCUUCAGUGGGUUUUAAGGGUUUAUUAUUAUCUUAAAAUUAAACACAAUUCUUUAAUCAAAAGGCAAAAAUCUUAAUUUCAUCACUCUCUUCUCACUCACAAAAGUUCUUACAAUCUUCAAAGUUUUGGUCUUGUUUCUUUUCCGAUUUCACCGGACAAAAAAAAUGUCGGCGUGUUUAAGCAGCGGAGGAGGAGGAGCAGCAGCAUAUAGUUUCGAGUUAGAAAAAGUGAAAUCACCACCACCAUCAUCCUCAACAACAACAACAAGAGCUACUUCACCAUCAUCAACAAUCUCCGAAUCAUCAAAUUCACCACUCGCAAUCUCAACGAGAAAGCCAAGAACACAACGCAAAAGACCAAACCAGACUUACAACGAAGCAGCUACUCUUCUCUCUACUGCUUAUCCCAACAUCUUCUCCUCAAACUUGUCCUCUAAGCAAAAAACUCACUCUUCAUCAAACUCUCACUUCUACGGGCCAUUGCUUAGUGACAACGACGACGCUUCUGAUUUGCUUCUUCCUUAUGAAUCAAUCGAAGAACCUGAUUUUCUGUUUCAUCCAACGAUUCAAACGAAAACAGAGUUUUUCUCAGACCAGAAGGAAGUUAACUCCGGUGGAGAUUGCUACGGUGGUGAAAUCGAAAAGUUUGAUUUCUCCGACGAAUUCGAUGCUGAAUCGAUUCUCGAUGAGGAUAUUGAAGAAGGAAUCGAUAGUAUAAUGGGGACUGUGGUGGAAUCGAAUUCAAAUUCGGGGAUUUAUGAAUCUAGGGUUCCGGGAAUGAUCAAUCGCGGUGGAAGAAGUUCUUCUAAUCGGAUUGGUAAACUAGAACAGAUGAUGAUGAUCAAUUCAUGGAAUCGAAGCUCUAACGGAUUCAAUUUCCCGUUAGGGCUUGGAUUACGAAGUGCUCUCAGAGAAAACGACGACACAAAAUUGUGGAAGAUUCAUACCGUUGAUUUCGAACAGAUCUCGCCGCGAAUUCAAACUGUCAAAACCGAAACUGCAAUCUCCACCGUUGAUGAGGAGAAAUCCGACGGUAAGAAGGUGGUAAUCUCUGGAGAGAAGAGUAAUAAGAAGAAGAAGAAGAAGAAAAUGACGGUGACGACGACAUUGAUUACGGAAUCGAAAAGCUUGGAAGAUACGGAGGAGACGAGUUUGAAGAGAACAGGUCCGUUGUUGAAGCUUGAUUACGACGGCGUUUUGGAAGCUUGGUCUGAUAAAACGUCGCCGUUUCCCGACGAGAUUCAGGGAUCGGAAGCUGUCGAUGUCAAUGCUAGAUUAGCUCAGAUUGAUUUGUUCGGAGACAGUGGAAUGCGAGAAGCAAGUGUUUUGAGGUACAAAGAGAAACGUCGAACUCGUCUUUUUUCGAAGAAAAUUCGAUACCAAGUUCGCAAACUCAAUGCUGAUCAACGUCCUCGAAUGAAGGUAUCUAACCCAUCUUAGUCAGUGGUUAAAAACAUGUAGGUUUUUUUUACCAUCCUUCAAAAUUUGUUUUGAAUCAGCAUAAUAAGACUAGCUUUAGUUUUCAGAUUUAAAGUAGAUGAGAAAACUCUUGUUGAGUUUUUCUAUUCGUUUUUUUUCUUCAAGAAGAUGAAAUAAGCUUUCUUUUGGGUAUCUUUAUUCCAAAUGAACCAAACCGAACAAGUAAAGGAAACUACGUACCACAAGCCAAACAAAAAGAUUUAAAACCAAACCAAAGGUUAAAUAUAUUAAGAAUUGUCAUCUAAAGGAAACAAAACUAACUAAUAACGUUAGAUUGAGGUCAAGGGCUAGGGAUAUAUACAUUAGAUUUGAUUAAGACAAGAACCUAAUAUUAAUGUUUUCUUUUCUUUUUGUGGUUGGUGAUGGGAUGUGGGAACAGGGACGAUUCGUGAGAAGGCCCAAUGAGAGCACUCCAAGUGGACAAAGAUAACAAGGAUAAAAGAGCCUAGAUUUAUCUUAUCUUUUUUUUUUUAUCUUUUGUUUAUUCCUUGUUUUAUUUUUGUUUCUAAAAUUUUGGCACCCUCCUUUUUUGUUUCUUUUAAGUUAUGGUCCCUUUUGGUUUAUAAUUUAGAUUUUUUGAUGAGGGGGAGAUUUGAUUGAGAAAGUGAGGGAUCAAAACUAAUAAAAGUUUUUGUUAUUAAUAGAAGAAACAGAGCUCUUGAGAUUUUAAUGACUCAAGAAGCAAGUCAGAG